AUGGAUCUUGUGGACCUUCCUGUUGUGGGUAAUCGUUUCACUUGGUUUAACUCUAGUGGUAGAUGCAAGAGUAGGCUGGAUAUAUUUCUUGUUUCUGAGGAUCGAAUCAAUAGAUGGAAGUUGAAGGCACAAUGUGUAUGUGAUCGAGAUAUUUCUGACCAUAGGCCUGUGUGGUUGAAGUCAAACAAUUUAAAUUGGGGGCCAAAACUGUUUAAAGUGUUUAACAGUUGGAUGGAGCACCCAGAGUUCCUAAAAUUUGUUAGAUAUUGUUUGAAUUCAUUUACUUUUUCUGGUACAUCUACCUUCAUUAUAAAGGAGAAAUUCAAGGCGCUUUGGGAUAAGUUGAGGUGGUGGAAUUUGAACAUAUUUGGUUUGAUUGAUUUGCGCAUUCAGGAAGGGGUUGUUUGUCUGAAUGAAAUCGAAAGGGAUAUGUUACAGGACAGAGUGAAGCAGUCUAUUGUGAAUAUUAAGAAAAGAAGCGAAGCCUGGGAACUAAUUUGA
Molecule: messenger RNA, 501 nt
Organism: Lathyrus sativus (Indian pea)
Lineage: Eukaryota; Viridiplantae; Streptophyta; Magnoliopsida; Fabales; Fabaceae
Source: the annotation of a GenBank genome assembly